This is a messenger RNA of Diutina rugosa, 1242 nucleotides long. It is a transcript of the gene XOG1, whose product is annotated as glucan 1,3-beta-glucosidase. The record is from RefSeq and is a predicted model, not a curated record. Gene Ontology annotation, biological process: glucan catabolic process. The transcript has a single exon. Gene Ontology annotation, molecular function: glucan exo-1,3-beta-glucosidase activity. Gene Ontology annotation, cellular component: extracellular region; cell surface. Bases 1 to 1242 code for a protein of 413 amino acids. NCBI's taxonomy places the organism in Eukaryota, Fungi, Ascomycota, Pichiomycetes, Serinales, Debaryomycetaceae.
AUGUUGCUCUCGACGUUGGUGACGGCGGCGUUGGCCGUGGCGGCCCCGGCGACGAAGUUCGUCAAACGGUUUGACUCGUGGGACUACGAGCACGAUAAGCUCCAGGGGGUCAAUUUAGGCGGGUGGUUUGUGUUGGAGCCCUAUAUUAAUCCGCUGUUGUUUAAGGCGUGCCCGGGGGCGGUGGACGAGUACACUUUGACUCAGGCGUUGGGUAAAAAGAACGCCCAGAUCGAAUUGGAAAACCACUGGGACACCUGGUACACCAAGCAGGAUUUCCAGGAUAUUAAGGACGCUGGUUUGAAUAUGGUGCGUAUCCCCAUCGGCUACUGGGCGUACAAGUUGCUUGACGACGACCCUUAUGUUCAAGGGCAAAUUAAGUACUUGGACCGCGCCCUCCAGUGGUGCCGCGAGCUCGAUUUGAAGGUGUGGAUCGACUUGCACGGGGCUCCCGGGUCGCAGAACGGGUUCGACAACUCCGGUAAGCGCGAUCUGUACGAUUUCCAAAAGGGGCUGAACGUCGAUACUACCCUCUGGGUGUUGCAGCAAAUCUUCUGGAAGUACGGCCACGGCACCUACUACGAUACCGUGAUCGGUAUCGAGUUGUUGAACGAGCCGUUGGGCCCGAUUUUGAACUUGGACAACUUGAAGACGUUCUACACCGCCGGUUACAAGAACUUGAGACUGACGGGUCUGGCGACCCCCGUGGUGUUCCACGACGCCUUCUUCCAAGAUAAGGGGUUCUGGGACCUGUUUUUGACCGUCGACCAAGGCUACUGGUCCGUUGUGCUUGAUCACCACCACUACCAGGUGUUCUCUCCUAAAGAAUUGGGGCGCAACCAACAAGAACACAUCGACGUUGCCUGCCAGUGGGGCGCCAACGACUCUGUUGGUUCCCACUGGGCCGUAUGUGGUGAGUGGCUGGCAGCUUUGACUGACUGCGCCCCCUGGCUUAACGGUGUCGGCAGAGGUGCCCGCUGGCUGGGCGACUACGACAACUCGCCCAAGUACGGGCUGUGCGACGAGUACCUCAAUUUGGACACCUGGUCCGACGACUACAAGAAGCGGGUGCGCCAGUACAUUGAAGCCCAGUUGGACGCCUUUGAACAAGGUAAGGGGUGGAUCUUCUGGAACUGGAAGACCGAGAAUGCCCCCGAGUGGGACAUGAAGCAGUUGGUCGACGCAGGGAUCUUCCCCCAGCCGUUGUCCGACCGCCAGUACCCCGGCCAGUGCUCCAAGCAUUAA